AUGGCAGCAGUAGCAGCUGCCGUGUCAGCCAUCAAUACUCCUGUCCCUAGUGGAUCGGGAAUAGUUGCACAUCCUUCUAACCAUGGUGAGAGCCGUGGGCUUCCUCGAGGAUGCACCUACAAGGAUUUUACGAAUGCCAAACCCCGAGACUUUAAUGGAACUGGAGGGGUUAUGAUUUUAAGACAAUGGAUAGAAAAGAUAGAAGCAGUCUUUGAGAUUUGCGCCUGCCUGGAGAACAACAAGGUCAAGUUUGCUUAUUGUACCUUUUCAGAGAGAGCUUUAACAUGGUGGAAUGGCCACGUUAAGGCACUGACUCUAGUAGUGGAAAAUUCGAUAUGUUGGGAAAACUUAAAGAUCAUGCUGAUGAGAGAGUACUGUCCACGAGGAGAAAUUGAAAAGCUCGAACAGGAACUUUGGAGCCUUAGAAUGGUUGGUACCGAUAUAUCAACCUAUACGGGUAGAUUCUAUGAUCUGUCAAGUGUGUUAGCAUCAAGGCUCGAUACUUUCGAUAGUGCCAAAGAACUAGCACAAUCUCUGAUUGACCACAGAAACCAUCGGAACUCAAAAAUUUCUGUACAAGACCAACAAGAAGGAAACAACAACAAGAACAAGAGGAAAGAUGAGUCCUCACAAGAAUCCUCAAGGAAACAACAACAAGUUACAGUCAAUGCUGCUACAGUACCUACAAUAGUCCCUACUAACCCAUUACCAGCAAAGCCAUAUGCAGGUAAUCUCCCAAAGUGCAACAAAUGCAACUAUCACCACCAUGGAUCUUGUCGGGAGAUGUAG
This is a messenger RNA of Lactuca sativa (garden lettuce), 789 nucleotides long. The record is from RefSeq and is a predicted model, not a curated record. NCBI's taxonomy places the organism in Eukaryota, Viridiplantae, Streptophyta, Magnoliopsida, Asterales, Asteraceae.